AUGGCGGCGUCGUCGGCGGUCGAGAAGCUCAAGGCCCUCUGGGACUCGCAGGUAAGUGCCUGGUCUGGCCUUGAGAUAGAAAUAGAAUUGAAGCUGCUGAAGGCUGCUGGUCUGUUUGCGGGAUCCAUCUUCCUGAUGCGGAACUUUGGUGAUCUGAUGGCCAUUUAA
Miscanthus lutarioriparius is the source of this 168-nucleotide messenger RNA. Lineage: Eukaryota; Viridiplantae; Streptophyta; Magnoliopsida; Poales; Poaceae. The record is from the annotation of a GenBank genome assembly.